Molecule: messenger RNA, 5158 nt
Organism: Trichobilharzia regenti
Lineage: Eukaryota; Metazoa; Platyhelminthes; Trematoda; Strigeidida; Schistosomatidae
Source: the annotation of a GenBank genome assembly
AUGUAUAUAUUAUUGCUGCCUGGAAGAAAGCAGGCAGACAAUAAUGGCAAUCAAUAUUUUCAAAUUCAAAAAUUGGGCAGAUUUUUGAUAUCAGCACUACUUAUCCUCUUUAUUAUAUUCACUGAUAUUCCUCAGGCAGAAUCGCAAUUCCGUAGAGAUAUUGAUUGUUCAGUAAGAUGUGAUUAUAAUUUCUGUAGAUGUUUUGGACCUCAAGGACCGAUGGGUGAUCCAGGUCCUCGGGGACCACCUGGAUCUAUUGGUCCUAAAGGCUAUCCAGGUGAACAAGGACCACCAGGACCAAGAGGUAUGAAAGGUGAACCUGGACGUGAUGGAGCUGAUGGUCCUAUUGGAGAUAGAGGUCCUCCAGGAGACUUUGGACCACCAGGAAUGCACGGAGAACAUGGUGAAAGUGGUGAGACUGGUGAGAAAGGAGCUAAAGGUAUAGCCGGCUGUCCUGGUGGAAAAGGAGAUCCAGGAGAGAAAGGUGAACCAGGAAGACAAGGUAUGGAUGGUGAAAGAGGACCAUCUGGACUUGACGGAGAAAGAGGUGAUCCUGGUGAAUCCGGAUUAGGAACUCGAGGGCCACCCGGUCCUAAAGGAGAUACUGGUGACAUCGGACCAAAAGGCGAUGAUGGAAUUCAAGGAGAACGCGGAGAUACUGGUCUGCCUGGACUUGAAGGAGAUAGAGGUGAAGACGGUGACCAAGGUAUAAUUGGUGAACCAGGUGAACCAGGCGAAACUAUUAUUGAUGCAUAUACGCCAGUUAAAGGUGCUCGAGGUGCACCUGGUGAUCCUGGUGAUCCAGGAAGGAAUUGUUCAGUUUCUUCAUUGGAACAAGGUCGUCAAGCUUUAAUUGGACCAGCUGGUGAUCGGGGUGAUACAGGUCCUAAAGGAUAUCCAGGACCGAAAGGAGCAAAAGGAAUGAGAGGUAUAGAUGGAACUAUCGGUCAGCCUGGUGUGAAAGGACAACCAGGUCCAGAUGGUCCCCCGGGUCCGAAAGGUAUAAAAGGAAGCGCUGGACAACCAGGUGCUAAAGGUGGUCAAGGACGUGAUGGUUUAAUUGGUGAUCGUGGUCUACCCGGACCUAAAGGUUUACCUGGAGAUCCUGGGGCGGAUGGAUUACGUGGACUUAUCGGUGACCCUGGUGAACCUGGUGGAACAGCAGAGUGUACUGGAGUUCUACCUGGACGACCUGGACAACGUGGUAUACCUGGAGAACCUGGAGAUAAGGGGAUUGCUGGAAUUCCUGGAUCAGUAGGCGAUCGAGGAUUGAAAGGUUUACUUGGCCCACAAGGACCAGUUGGUGAUCCUGGAGCUGAUUGUCCUAUUGGACCACCUGGUUUACCAGGACCUAAAGGAUCACCGGGUGAUGAUGGUAGACCUGGCUUACCUGGACUUCCGGGAACUCCUGGCGACGAUGGAUUACCAGGAGAUAAAGGAGACCCAGGUAUUGGUCACAGAGGUGCACCAGGAGAUCCUGGAGACAGAGGUUAUGAUGGUCCUCAAGGCCCGAAAGGUCCAAAAGGUUUGAAAGGUGAACGUGGUUUACCAGGUACAAAAGGAGCUGGUCGACCUGGUCCACCUGGUGAAAAAGGUGAACGUGGCUUAGAUGGUCUUGCUGGAAAACACGGGAAAGAAGGACCGCCUGGACCACAAGGUGCACCUGGUGAACGAUGCAGUUUAUGUAAACCUGGUAUACCUGGAGCAAAAGGUGAAAAAGGUGAUCCUGGUCCAGCUGGUCUUCCAGGUCCUAGAGGACGCGAUGGUGCCAAGGGUGAACGAGGAAGUCGUGGUGCUCCUGGCAACCAGGGUCGUAUGGGUUCUCAAGGUUAUGAAGGUGAUCAAGGUGAACAUGGUCUUCCUGGACUAAAAGGUGUGAAAGGUGAACCAGGUGAAACAAGAACUGAAUACACUGGAAUUCUUAAAGGUCCUAAAGGUUAUCCUGGAGUAGAUGGACCUAAAGGUGACAAAGGAAUCAAAGGUAUACCAGGUUCUCCUGGAGAGAAAGGUGAUCGUGGAUUAGAAGGACGACAGGGGGAUCCUGGUUUACGAGGUUUACCCGGGCAAAAAGGUCCCAAGGGUAUAUUAGGCGAAAAAGGCUACAAAGGUGCAUCAGCAGAAGUUAGAUUUGGAGUUAAAGGUGAAAAAGGUCAACCAGGACGUCCUGGACUAAAAGGUGAUCUUGGUGAUGCUGGUGAACCUGGCAAUUGUACUGUGAAUGUCAUUCAAAGUCGUAAUUUAACUGUGGAAAAAGGUGAUCGUGGUCCUAAAGGUGAACCUGGACCUAGAGGCGACAAAGGAAAACCAGGAGAUGAAGGUCCACCUGGAAAACCUGGAGAUAGUGGACUUAGAGGCGAGAAAGGAGUCCCAGGAGUACCUGGAAUCCCUGGAGUGAAAGGCAUAAUUGGUUUACCAGGUGACCCUGGUGAGCAGGGUAGCCCAGGUGCUCCUGGAUUAUCUGGAUUACCUGGACCGAAAGGAGAUUAUGGUGAAACUGGUCCUACAGGAGAUCGUGGUUUCCCAGGUCCAAAAGGUGAGAAAGGAUUACCUGGCCUACCGGGAACAGGAAUUCCAGGAGAACGUGGUGCCCCAGGUCAACCAGGUAUACCCGGCGCAAAAGGUGCUCCAGGAGAUGCUGGUAUGACUGGAGACCCAGGAGAUCCAGGAUCUGAUGGAACACCUGGUUUACCUGGAGAACGUGGAGAUAUUGGUUUACCAGGACUUCAAGGUGAUCCUGGUCCAAGCGGUGGAAAUGGUAUAAAAGGAAUUGUCGGAGAUCCAGGAGAUAUGGGAGAACCAGGUCAACCUGGACUUCCUGGAAUGCCCGGUGACAGAGGCAAAUGUCUUGGAGCAGCUGAAAAGGGAGAACCUGGUGCUCCAGGCCCAGAAGGUUUUGAAGGUCCUAAAGGCGAUCCUGGACCAAGAGGAGCGAAAGGAGAACAAGGACCACCAGGUCCAGUUGGACGAAUCGGUGAAAGAGGCAUGAAGGGAGAAAGUGGUUUACCUGGACCAGAUGGACCACCAGGUGAAGUUGGUCUACCUGGUCGUCCUGGUGCACCAGGUCUUAAAGGUUUUGAAGGUACACCUGGACCGAAAGGAUUUGAAGGCCCUGAAGGUAUUCCUGGAGAUGAAGGUCCUCCUGGUCCAAAAGGUGAACCUGGUUUACCCGGUACAGAUUCAUUUGGUACUAAAGGUGAACCAGGAGAAAGAGGUCCUCCAGGUGAUAUGGGAGAAAAAGGUUCUGCUGGAAAACCAGGUUUACGUGGACCACCAGGCGAUGAAGGAACAAAUGGUCAGGCAAUUGUUGGAGAUGCUGGUGAUCCUGGAGAUGUUGGAGAGAAAGGCUUACCAGGAAUGCCUGGAGAUCCAGGACCGUAUGGACCUAAAGGUAGUCCAGGAGUACCAGGUCCGAUUGGACCGAAGGGUUUGAUUGGAGAUCCAGGUGUUCCAGGCCUUCAGGGUCGCCCAGGAAAGCCUGGUCCAGAAGGUCCACCUGGUUUACCAGGUCCAAAAGGUUUCCCUGGAGAAAAAGGUCAAAGAGGCAUAAAAGGCGAAAGAGGUGAACCAGGAGAGACUAUACUCGGACGUGAAGGAGAGAUAGGUGACAUAGGAGAAAGGGGUAUUCCUGGAAUUCCAGGGCCAAAAGGAGAUAGAGGAUUCCCUGGUGAUGUUGGACCAAAAGGCUUACGUGGUCUACCAGGACGAGUGGGCGAAAAAGGUCAACUGGGAAUGCCUGGAGAUAAAGGUGAACCAGGUAGAAUUGGCAUUGAUGGAUAUCCUGGCAGAAAAGGAGAUAAAGGAGAAUCUGGAGAUAUUGGACCUAUUGGAGAUUCUGGACCAAGAGGACAACCUGGGCCGAAAGGUUUUCCAGGUGCUCCUGGGCAGUGUAUAGCAGCUGAAGAAAGUGCUGUUGGUGAUCCUGGACCUCAAGGUCCUAGAGGACCACCUGGAGAAAAGGGUUUAACAGGCUUACCUGGUAAAGUUGGUAAAACUGGUGAACCUGGUCCGCCCGGAAGAGGUAUUCCUGGUCCUAAAGGUCAAAGAGGUGAUCCUGGUUUCCGUGGCCUUAGUGGUCCGAAAGGCGAAAGAGGAGAAUCCGGAGAUCCAGGUGAUAUGGCUCUUCCUGGAGCUAAAGGUCCAAGAGGUUAUCCUGGUAUUAAAGGAGAGAAAGGUGAAUUAGGUAUGCCAGGAGAUACAGGUCCAAGAGGUCCUAUUGGUGAUCCAGGUCCUUCCGGAGACAUCGGUUUACCAGGUGAUGAUGGCAGACCUGGUCUUCAAGGUCCACGAGGCGAUAAAGGAGAAACUGGUUUCCCUGGGUCAAUCGGAAUGAAGGGUGACACUGGAGAUGUUGGUGAUCCUGGACCGAUAGGUCCACCUGGUCCACCUGGAGAAGAUGCUACUGGUCUUCCUGGUCUUAAAGGAGACAAAGGUGAACCAGGCACACCUGGACGGAAAGGUAUGAUGGGUGAACCGGCAGCACGUGGAUUGAAAGGUGUUAAGGGGGAGAUGGGAUUACCGGGUCCUACUGGUAGAGAACCUGGAGAGCCAGGACCAAAAGGAGAACCAGGACCGAAAGGACCUCCUGGAGAUAUUGGCCCCAGGGGGAUACCUGGUGAUAUUGGUCCACCUGGACCAGAAGGAUUUAGUGGGCCACCUGGACAAGCAUUGCAAAGUACUUAUCUUUUCACAAGACACUUUCAAAAUCCUGACACUGAACCUGUAUGUCCUCCUGGUUCACAGAAAAUAUCGGAGGGGUACAGCUUUGUAAUGGCGAAUGGAAACGGAGAGUUAGUUACAAUGGAUCUUGGUUCGCAUAGCUCAUGCUUGAAUAUGUUCAGUAUUAUGCCAUUUUUCCAAUGUCUACGUGAUGGAUCUUGCCAACUUGGUGUUCGUGCAGAUCGUUCCUAUUGGCUGGCUACUACAGAACCCCUUCCAAUGAUGCCAUUGGAUGUCAGUGAAGUUCGUCGAAGAGUAGCACGUUGUGUUGUCUGUGAAGCACCAACUCAACCGUAUGCUUUUCAUGCACAAGCUAAUCAACUUCAAGAAGUUAACUGUCCUGAUGGAUGGGCAAGACUUUGGGAUGGAUAUAGCUUUGUUAUGCACAGUGUUGGCAGUACUGGUGGCGGUCAACAACUUUCAUCACAGGCAGUUGUCUUGA